CUAACGUGUCGCCGUUCAGUGUUGUCAUUCUCAAAAGAUGUCGCUCAGUCGUAAAAUGAAGACGUUUCUUGUUUUAAUAUAGCAUUCGGUGUGCGUCAUAAUGAGUAGCAUUUGCAGGGAGGUCAUCACGCUCCAACUGGGACAUUAUUCCAACUUUGUGGGCACUCACUGGUGGAAUUUACAGGAUGCAUCUCUGUCUUACGACCCAGAGAUGCCACCUGGAGAGAUCCAGAGUGAUGUCAUGUUUCGUGAAGGCCAGACGCUGGGUGGUAACAUUACCUACACCCCACGCCUCAUUGUCAUGGACCUUAAAGGAAGUCUGCUGACUCUACGGCAGGAAGGAAGUCUGUAUGAUACUGGCAAAGAGACAGCCGCUAUUUCCUGGGAUGGAAGCCUGAUGACGCACAAGGAGAGCCCCCCUGAAAAAAACUCAUUCCUGGAAGACCUGGACAAGUUGGAUAGGGGCGACAUACUGACUGAGGUAGAUUUUUCUUCAAGCUCCAUGCCUCCGCGUGAACGGUCUUUGAAUGUUGACACGGUGAACAGUCGGCUUGCUCGAGUCCAGAAAAACUACAAGCUGGAGGGUAGCGUCAAAGUGUGGUCCGACUUUCUUCGCAUUCACCUGCACCCUCGCACCAUCUCCGUCAUCCACCAGUACAACCACGAUGGGGAGGCCGACCGUCUGGAGGCUUUUGGCCAGGGGCAAGCGCUCCUGCAGGGGUCCGUACUGCAGGAGCUGGAUGACAAACUGCAUUUCUUCGUAGAAGAGUGUGACUACUUCCAAGGUUUCCAGGUACUGUGUGACAUGGCUGAUGGCUUUGCAGGCUUGGGGUCGAAGGUAACCGAAAUGCUCCAAGACGCGUACGGCGGCAGAGGCAUCCUAACCUAUGGGGUGGCCCCCGUCAGUCACCCUAACUCGACUCCAACCAAAGACCUCUACCACCUGUUGAACUGCGCGUUAGGGACGGUCCACUUGGCUAGUCAUAGCUCCAUCUACUGUCCCUUAACGCUGCGCGGCGGGCUGGGCCUGCGACCCUCGUCACCUUUAAGCUUCCCUUACUUAACCUACGAUCCUUCACUUUGGUACCACUCCAGCUCCGUCCUCGCUCUCGCUCUGGAUGCGCUGACUGCGCCGUACAGGUUGAGGAACAGCGUCCCCAUGUGGCAGCUGGCAGACUCGCUGUCUGCGUCAGGGAGAAAGGUGGUGGCGGCUUAUGGUGCUGUCCCGUUUCCAAUGAUGCACGGGGAUUCUCUGCCAGAUGCUUUAAGUGCCUGUGCCGAGUCUUUGCCAUGGAAACCUCUCUCAACAUGCCCGGAAGCAGGAGACGGUCGUUGCUACGGGCAAUGGGUGACACUCAAGGGCUUGGAAGGCCAGAGACUCAUCAGUUCUGGUGCGCCAGGGACUGAACCGCCAUCUGCUCUUCACAACCUACACAGCGGGGAAGACGUCCUGGCGUCCUACGUCGCAUCUUUCUAUCCCACAGCUCCUCUGGCAGUGCAGCUGGUGUCUAGUCCUAGUAAAGUAAUGCCACCUUUCCCUCGUAUAUUCCAUCAGUCUGUUACUAAUAGAGGUCUGGUGCACAGCCAACAGCCUCCAACUAGCUCUCUGGCCGCCUCAGCAGUCUCCUCCGUUCCAGUCAUCACAUCCCUCCAGUCCGGGCCCGCCCUGGACCCGUGGCUCGCAGAGUUGCACCGCAGUGUCAGCGCCUUUGACAUCCGCCGCGUGGCCCCCAGCUUUCUCGCUCAAGGCCCCGAAAUGGCAGAUUACAGCGAGGUCCUGGAGCAGUUGCGUUUACUGGCUCGUUGUUACCGAGACGACAGCGGAGGUAUGACACGGUCUUCUUCUGAGGACGACGACGAUGACUGACAUUGAGUAUUGGACGUGUUUUGUUUACUAAUGGACGCGCUCCCAUAGCUCUGUAGUCCAAAGAAUCAAGACUCACUAAUGUGGUGGUAGAGCUACAGCUAUUUAUCAAACUAUUUCCGCAUUAUGGACCACUUUCAUUUUAUCUGUACUUAAUGAAUCGUGUAAAUCACCUUUUAAAAUGCAGCUUUCUUCUUGGAGCUGUGUAAUCUUCCACAUUAGUGUCUUUUUCCCCCCAAAACACUCUCCUUCGUAGUUUAGUUCUGCAUUCCUUUUAGCAUGUGGGCUUGCAUAAAAAUGGGAGAAACAUGGAUAUAAGCUCAUUUCUAAACAAUACCCCCACGGACUGUAAGACAAUACUGGUGCAAUAUUGAGUGUAGCAUAAUACGGAAUUUGAAUGUAUGGACUUUUCAUGACUUCUUUUGUAAUUAAACAUUUGAUAGUGAUUUGUUGCCUUUGUGGCUUGAUUGCUAACUUGAUUUAAUUAAACACGUCUUUUAGUAAUUCAUUAAAAAUGAUCCCAGCAUAAUUGCAAAUCUAAACAACCCAAACAUAAAAUUAGGCUUUUAAUUUUUUAAUCUGAAAUAAAAUGUUAAGGAUUUCACAAAAGGUGAAACAUAUUACAUAUUCCAAGGAGCACAGCAGUACAUAAUAGUAAGCUUCUAUAUCUGCGGACAAAAAAGGCUAAAACACACACCACUGAUUCAAGUUAUAAAACUAUCACAGACCAAAAAAAACAAACAAAAAAAUCCUCCAUUGGGACUAUGGCAAAGGGGGGGAAAAAAAAAGAUGUGUAAAAGGAAAUGAAAUGAGAAGCAUGUGCAUAAAAGACAUCAAGAGCUGGAGUUGUACAGCUACUUAUCAAAAAGAGAUGGAUGUGUGGGGGUCCGGGGCGACGCUAGGCUAGAUAAAGGCUGGUGACAAACAGUACUAAAUCAAAAACUAUGAGCGAGAACGAGAACGGGACUGGGAGCGGGAUUUAGAGCGAGAGACUGAGCGGGAAGCUGAUCGGGAGUGGGAGCGGGCUUUGACGGGGGAGGGGGACCGGGACUUUGAUUUAGACCUGGCUCUGGAUUUUGAGUCGACGGGAGAGCAGGAGCGAGAGCCCCUCUCCGGUUCGCCUGCUUCGUCGUCGCUCUUGGGCUGGUCUCGACCCUUUGAAACGGACUUCCUGGAGAGAGAACGAGAGCGAGACCUGGACCUGGACUCCUCUUUCUUGACCUUCCCCUCUUUCUUGACCUUCUUGCUUUUCGGGCUGCGACUCCUGCUCAGGUCUUUGUCCUUCUGGUCCCCGUUGCUGCGGUCUUCCUCUUUCUUGCUCUUGCUUUUGCUCUUCUUGCUGUGUGAGUGACUGCGGGAGCGAGAAGCAGGCCUGCAGGGAAAAACCAUCAAACCAAUACAAAAAUAUCACAAAUCAGUGCUUGGAUUUAAACCACAGUCCUCACAAGCAGAACAACUCAUGGAAAAUGUGCAAAGCCAAAAUUUGCACCUUGCGAUAUAGUUCGUUCAAAUCCUAAUCUGUCUUGCAUUUUCCAACAUAUUGGAUGGUUGCUUUGAUGCCAAAGUACUCGUUUUUUGGCUACCACAACAUUUUAAUACCUGCCUUUGGCCGUACAGCAACAGCAUGCAGAUUCACAACUUGAAUGCAUUUUUGACAAAACAAAAAUUUAGCAAACCAAAAUUCAGUUUGGAGUGUUCUAAAUAGGCCUGUUACGAUAACACAUUUUGCUGGCGAUCAUUGUACUACACAUUAUAAUCUAAGGUGUGAUUCACAUUUUAACCACUAGAUGGUGCUCAAGUCUACUGAACCUGUGUGAGCCACAUUAGCUUCUGAGCCCAUUUUUCCAUUAAUUAUAUGGCAUAAAAUACCUGUCACGAUAACAAAUUUUGCUGGUAGGUAAUUGGGCUACAAAUGUUCCAUGUUGGCAUUUUUUAGACCAUUUUGCCAUUAUUGAUAUGGCGUGAUAAUGAGAGCGCAUUGUAUCUUCUGCACCUCCAGCUGUAGGUUUUUUUUUUCUCUCCAGUUGGAAGAACUGAAAAGGAUUGUUUUGUUUCAGGUGUGCAUACAAGUCGGUCGUGUUCCCCUGCUUCCUCGUCACUACUUUUGAACAAAUGUGACAUAUCCCUUCGGUGUCCAUGUGCUCACCUUGUUCAGUCUGUUUAAACCCAAACUAUUUCCACACUGGGGCUGUUGGGUUCGCCUUAGAAACCACCACUUCUGUGCCUUCAUGUUAGCG
This is a messenger RNA of Dunckerocampus dactyliophorus (ringed pipefish), 4101 nucleotides long. RefSeq names its product misato mitochondrial distribution and morphology regulator 1 (gene msto1). The transcript is spliced from 14 exons. Lineage: Eukaryota; Metazoa; Chordata; Actinopteri; Syngnathiformes; Syngnathidae. Gene Ontology annotation, biological process: mitochondrion distribution. Gene Ontology annotation, cellular component: cytoplasm. The coding region runs from base 101 to 1867 and encodes 588 amino acids. The record is from RefSeq and is a predicted model, not a curated record.